AUGGCUGGUUUUAGCCAAGGCCAUCAACGUGCUCUCCUCCCUGCCGCCGAACUUCCGCUUGCCCCUACACCCCGUAUCGUCCUCCCGCGUUACCCCAGGGCUGGUGUCACGACUGCCUGUGAAACUUGUCGAAAGCGAAAGACCAGGUGCAGUGGGAAUCGACCGAGGUGUAAAGGCUGCAUCCGCGCUGGUUCAGACUGCAGCUAUGCGCCUAUGGAUAAAGAUCACGAGUUACGACAACGUUAUGAGCAUCUGCAAACUGAAAAGGUGGAAUAUAAAAGACUUGUCGACUUGCUACGAUUACGAGACCACAAAGAAGCGAAUGCCAUUCUUGAUAUGCUACGCCAAAACACGAGCGUGCACGAGGUUCUCCGUCAAGCUGAGCACGGCGAUAUGUUAUGCGAACUGUUCCUUGUGUCCGAAGAUAGACACCUUGUGACUGACCUAACCUCAGAGUAUGUAAUAGCUCGAGCUGGUUGCGAACCGUCGAAAGACCUCGCUCGCUGUCAGCUGAUAGUCACUGAGCCGGCUUCUCAAAUUCCCUUCCCAUACUUGACCUUUGGCCAUCUACCUGGGACCCAUCUUACUGCGGCAUUGCCUUGUCUCAGCUUCACCGCAUGA
This is a messenger RNA of Fusarium subglutinans, 621 nucleotides long. RefSeq lists its product as uncharacterized. Gene Ontology annotation, molecular function: zinc ion binding; DNA-binding transcription factor activity, RNA polymerase II-specific. The transcript has 3 exons. The coding region runs from base 1 to 621 and encodes 206 amino acids. The record is from RefSeq and is a predicted model, not a curated record. Gene Ontology annotation, biological process: regulation of DNA-templated transcription. Lineage: Eukaryota; Fungi; Ascomycota; Sordariomycetes; Hypocreales; Nectriaceae.